CCCCCGUCCAUGUACCUGAAAUGUCUCCUCCUCUAAUCAUCCUUCCGACGUAUACCUAGGUACCUACAUACCACAGACACUCCUUUCCCCCCGUACAGAUGUCGACGGCCUCGCCCACGCCGGGUCUGGCGCGCAACCAAACCUUCCGCCCUGAGCGCGAACCUUUUCGCUACACCAACACCCUCCAACUCGACAACAACAAGAUCUCGGGGCCAUUCUCCUUCCUCAAUCCCACCAGCGCGCACUUCCACCCUGCCAAGCUCGACAAAGCAUCCAGUGCAUCCCAAACCCCGUCCGAAGAGGAAGAUGAAGCAGGGCAGUCCAAGUCAUCCCAUAAGAGGUCGGGCCAUGAAGUGCCCGCGUCGAAUGUCGCCUUCAAAUGGACGUCGCGAAACAACCGCAAGGGCAGACACGCCCUAGUAUACCAGCCGCCCAAGGAAGGAGAGGAGGCGAAAUAUCUUCUCCCUCCGCCGACUUCCAGCUUCAACGAGAUUAUGAAAGGGCUAUGGCGAAUGCUCACUUACUACCCCAUCUGGGACGUCAGUUUUAACGUCGCCUACGUCUUCACCUGGGGCUCCAUCGUCUGGGUCAUCAACGCCUUCUUCGACCUGCUCCCCUACACCAACCCCUCCACAAACUUCCCCGGCGAAACGCUCGACGGUGGCGGCAUUAGCGCCUUCAUCGGCGCGACCAUCUUCGAAUUCGGUAGUGUCCUCUUGAUGUUCGAAGCCGUCAACGAGAAUCGAUCUGGCUGCUUCGGAUAUGCUCUGGAGCAGCUGUACGAAGAGCACGUCAGCCAUGGAGGGAGUGCAGCCACCACCCGCCUCGUAGCCAGCAAAGACGUCUGCACGCACCACCACCAGAACACGAAGAACUUCGUCGGGAGCCCGCGCCACGAUUCCGUCGCGACCGCCAGUAACGCCGCCGGCGUCGACGACAUCGACCCUACUCCCAAAGGCGCAAAGUCGUGGGUCUGGUGGCCAUCCUGGUACGAGCUGCGCACGCACUACUUCCACGACCUCGGCUUCAUCGCCUGCUCCUCGCAAAUGUUCGGCGCAACGGUCUUCUGGAUCUCCGGCUUCACCGCGCUCCCGGGCAUCUACAACCACCUCAACACGCCCGGCCUGCUGAACGGGGCAUACUGGGUGCCGCAGGUCAUCGGAGGUAUGGGCUUCGUCAUCUCCGGCACGCUGUUUAUGCUUGAGACGCAGAAGCACUGGUGGCUUCCGGCGCCGAAGGUGCUCGGAUGGCAUAUUGGCGCGUGGAAUUUGAUCGGCGGCAUUGGCUUUACCCUGAGUCCGAUCUUUGGCCUUUAUGGUCCGGCAACUUGGGCGGAGGAGCAAGCGGCUGUGUCGACUUUCUGGGGCUCGUGGGCUUUCUUGAUUGGGAGUGUGAUUCAGUGGUAUGAGAGUCUUGACAAACAUCCUGUCGAGCAGAUGGAGAAGGAGGAUCAGCACCAAUGAGCCGGCGAUUACCUGUAAACUCUAAGCGUUUGUACAUAUGCCUAUGACAA
Messenger RNA from Neohortaea acidophila, 1513 nucleotides. RefSeq lists its product as uncharacterized. The record is from RefSeq and is a predicted model, not a curated record. The transcript has a single exon. Bases 99 to 1463 code for a protein of 454 amino acids. NCBI's taxonomy places the organism in Eukaryota, Fungi, Ascomycota, Dothideomycetes, Mycosphaerellales, Teratosphaeriaceae.